CCUACUCUAACCUCUUUCACAAUACAGAAUUAUUGGCGCGCACGUUGCUUCACGUUGUUUGGUGCAUGGUAUUCAAGUGCUACCGUCACUCGACAUUCAGCAUAAUUUUGUAAUUUUCACUGAAACUUGACUUGAUUUACCGUUGAGAAAAUUUAAGUACGUGUCGCUUCACGCAUUAACCAUCUGCAGCAGUCACUGUAGCAGUUUCUGUAUUUUUUAAAACAUCUAAAAUGAAGACUAAAUCAGCACACAAGAAGGGGAAAAAACGACCUCUUAGAGAGCCUUCUCUUUCCUCAAAGUCAGAUAAAAAAUUGGAGAAUGUAGUCAAAAUUAAAAAAAGUAAAAAAGCUAAAAUCGACAAUACUGUACAAAAUGGAAGCCCUGUGGCCAAAACUGAAAUGCAAGUACUUCGGAAGAUGAAUAAGCAGCAAAAGAAACAAAAAGAAGUAAAAGAACAAGGCAAUAUUAGAAAAUUAUCAAAAGCAAAAAUAAAGACAAAUGUAACUGAACAAACUAAACAAACUGCUGUUGAGUUCAAAGAGAAAACUCUUAAAGCAAAGGAAAAGAAAUUAGAACAAUUGAAAAAUAAACAACUGAUUCGCGAGGUGAACAAGGUUUUGCCUAGAAAAUCACCCCGAUAUAAAGCUCCACAAAAUCCCCUUGAUCUAGAACAGCUAAUAAGCAAAGUGGCUGAGAUCAGAAAUAGAGAAGUAUUAUCAAAGACUGCAAAAAAGAGAGUCGCUGUACUGCUUAGAAAGAUACGAGUUGCACAAGCAGAGAAAUCUAACAAAUCAGAAACAGUAGAAAAUGAAAAAAAAAAUAAACAGCAAGCCAAUGUAUCUGCAAAGAAUAAGAAAAAGGCUAAUGUAAAGAAUAAAAGAAAAGCAAAGAGAGAGCUUGGCAAAAAUAAGAAAGUUAGAAUUGACAACAAUGAAUAUGACGAAGAUCAAAGCGAUAUGGAAGUAGAAGAAGAGGAAGAAAUCGAGGAUGAAGAAGAUGGAGACGAGGAAGAUAAUGAGAAGACGGCCAUUGUAGAAGUAAAAAAGAAAAUGAAGAAAACAGCCGAUCGGCCCUCAGAUGUUCCGAAAAAGAAGGAAACAAAGAAUAAACGAUAUGUCCUUUCCGUGAGCAAUCUGCCAUAUGAUAUAACAAGCAACGAACUAAAGCAACACUUCCUGUCCAAGGUUGACGCAGUGACCAGCGUCAAUAUUCAGACUAAGCCAAGCACAAAGAAAUCGCGUGGCUUUGCAUACGUGGAGCUGUCGAACAGCGCAGAUUACGAGAAGGCACUCUCGUUAAACCAUACAUUCCUAAAGAAGAAGAAAAUAAACGUGCAAUAUACAAUGUCCAAGAACGUGAGCGAGGUAGAUGCCAAGAAUAAAAAACUGGGAAUGCUUAGAAAAUUUGCCGACGUUAAAGAAAAAAAGAAAUUGUCGAAGAAAGGAAAACAGAAGUCCAAGGGAUCGAAAGCAUAAUGUGAUUAAUAAUAGGGUUAAUAGGGAAGCGUCUCUUAUUACGAAGUCUCUCGUAUUACAAGAAAAAGAAUUCUUCAUUUGUAAUACUCUCAGUUCUGCCGGGAGAGUCUAGCAAAAACAGUUUUCACAUGAUGACAUAAGUAGGAAAUUUUUAUUUUAUGUGAAGAAUAUAGGUCUGUUCGUUUUCAAAGAUAUAGAUUGUAGUGAAACUAGCUUGUUUCACUAACUUAUUGCAGCAAUAUAUAAUACACUUCUGCAAUAAGAUAGUGAAACUAAUUACUUUAAACUUUACUGGAAACUUGUUUUACUGGAAACUAAUUAGUUUCCAGUAAAAACACUAACAAUAACAUUCAUAGACUUAAGCAGCACAUAGUGCUUGUUUUAGUGCUGGAUUGCUUGCUGGAUGUAAAUAUUCUAUUUUGAUUGGUACAUUUCUGAAAAUGGAUUGAAAUGCACCAAUCAAAACAGAGUAUUUACAUCCAAGAAGCAAUCCAACACGAAAACAAGCACCGUGUGCCACUGGCUUUAGUAUAUAUAGACUGCGUGUUCUGAAUGUUUCCUAUUGUUUGAACUAUAGACAUAAUAUACAUAGACUCCGCAUACAGUCAGAAAAGAGAAGCCAAUAUAUACAUGCACCUCUGUUCUCUGUCUCUUUCUGCACGACAAAGUGUGCAAUAAGAUUUAAAUACUUUUGCUUGCCAGUCCAGUCGAGAUGUCGUUACGCUCUAUAAUAUUAUGGAAACGAGAAAUGGAUGCACGCGCAACAAAAAAGUGACAAAAUAGAAAACUAUAGCCCCUCUAUUCUCGCUCUCUUUCUAGAUGUUGGCUUCAAUCAAUUAGACGACAAAGGCAUUCGGAGUCCAUGUAUAUUAUGUCUAUGGUUUGAACGCGUCACAGAAUAGAAAGAUAUAGCAUGCGAUCACCAUCUUGCUUUUUUCUAAACGUCUAAGCGCCGUUAGGAAAAGAUAGAAUAGUGAUCAAAAGUAUUUUAUCUUUUUCUAUUCCGCUCAGCUCAAUACGCAAUCUAUGUAUACUAAGUCUAUAGUAACAUUACAUCAAUGCGUCGUCUACAAUGGCAGUAACAAGUAGUAGUAAGAAAUAAGCAGUAAGUAAAUAGACUAAUCACAAUCGAUUAUUUUUGAAUCGUGAGAAUGGAAUUGGUCUAUUUACUUACUGCUUAUUUCUUACUACUACUCCUAGUGCCAUUAUAGACGAUGCAUUACAGUUUCUCACUCAACAAUGUAACUGUUACAUAACACCCGCGUUAUAUUACAUUUACAUUGUUGAGUAAGAAAUUGUAGCAUUGAUGUUCAUGUUACAAAUAGUGUUUACUGGAUAGUUCAGGAAAUUCUCCGAAAAACAUUCUUCGAACAGGCCAUAUAUUUUAUUGAGGAUGACUGUUUUGUUCUGUACUCGUGGUUGAAUAUGUUGUGCUUUGUAUUACUUCACAUCCGCUACGUAUCAUUGAUUAACUCCUCAUUAAUGAAAAUUCUCUUCUCACGUAUACAAAUGUUUUAAUUAAUUACACAUGCAUGAAAUAUAAUACCGUGAUUAUCUAAAUGUGCUUAAGAACGGAGCUUUUUCAACUGACCGUUAAAUGUUGCAUCUUCGGCCGUCAAUACGGUUUUUAAAGUAUGUAUGUAUAUGUUCCACACUAUUGUGUUCGUAAAACAAACGAAUGCGUACAUUUGCGCUCUUAUUCAGCGCGGACUGGUGACAUUUAUCGUUGCAAGAAAAUACGCUCUUUGAAUAGAACGGGUCUCUAUUUCUGGCUUCGUGCUAUUCUCACUUUGCGACAUCGGCAAUGCAUAAUUCUGUGGAACUCUCAGCAGAACUUUAUGCAAAUUAAUCUGUGGAUUACGUACGAACGAGAACGCAAUAUGCAUGCGACAUUAUAUUCGAGGUUGUUGUCACUUCACGAGAUUAAAUCGAAAUCUGUUUGUUGAAUACUUAAGGCGAGAAUGGGAGAUGGCACGUGCAAAUUAGAAACGACUGAUGAAGAUACACUAUCGACCAAACUUGUAAAGGUAUACACACGUGUAUAUUACUUUUAAGUAUAUUAUGUCUUAUGUUAUUGAGUUAUGUUGUGUCAUAUUCUAUGUUAUAAUUCUAUGAAAAUUAAUGUAGAGUUCCCAACAUGCAAUAGAAUGUAUGUAUAAUACAUCAUAAAUAAGUAUUCUUUUUUGAAGAACUUCCUAAGCUAAUGUACACUGGUGCAAUAAGUUUUAGUGAGACAAGAGGCCUGAUAUUUUUCCAAAAACUUUCUGAAUUGGUGUUCAUUGAUGCAAUAAGUUAGAGCAAAACAAUAUAUAUACUUGCUUCUCUCUAACUUAUUGCAUCAGUGUAGUUCACCAGUUCAGGAAGUUCUUAGAAAAGAACAGUCCUAAGUAUAUAUUAGGUCUGUUUUUUCAAAGAACUUCCUGAAUUAGUCGAAACUAGAGGUUUGUUCUUUUUAGCUGAAGUAUCGACAAGACACUUGCGACAAGAUAGAGUAUAUUUUGUUAAAAGCUGAACUUCUUAUAAAGAUAAUAUAAAAUCUUCAGAGAAUAUUCUGGGACAUUCUUAGGAUAUAUGAAUGUUCUCAGAACGUCUUUAGAACGUCCUUUGAAGAUUUGUACGAGUAGCUGAAUUGCACCUGAACUGGUAUAAUAAGUUAGAGUGAAACAAAAUAUGUUUGUCAACAAAAUAUAUAUAAGACAAAUAUAUUUUGUUUCACUCUAACUUAUUGAACCAGUGUGUAUUAGUUCAGGAAAUUCUGUGAAAAAAAACAGACCUAAUAUUUCAUAUUUCCCGAUUAUAAUCUUGGCCAUCUCGUUUGUAUUGUAAAUAAUCAAAUUGCUCAUAAAUGUUCAUCGCAUGCGACUUUUACAUAGGAAGAGUUUUCCGAAUGUAUCAUAUACCCGGAGGAGUUAAACAAAUUCUUGCAAGGUCGUAUUCGUGUAAGUACAAUUCUGUCGUAGACAUGUGUAUAAACCGAAGAAUAAAAGUAUCGUUUAAAGCGGAAAUGUUA
This is a messenger RNA of Odontomachus brunneus, 4485 nucleotides long. Its product is annotated as glutamic acid-rich protein-like. The transcript is spliced from 4 exons. Bases 231 to 1475 code for a protein of 414 amino acids. Gene Ontology annotation, cellular component: nucleus; ribonucleoprotein complex; cytoplasm. The record is from RefSeq and is a predicted model, not a curated record. NCBI's taxonomy places the organism in Eukaryota, Metazoa, Arthropoda, Insecta, Hymenoptera, Formicidae. Gene Ontology annotation, molecular function: mRNA binding.